Trametes versicolor FP-101664 SS1 is the source of this 1050-nucleotide messenger RNA. RefSeq names its product NAD-P-binding protein. NCBI's taxonomy places the organism in Eukaryota, Fungi, Basidiomycota, Agaricomycetes, Polyporales, Polyporaceae. The record is from RefSeq and is a predicted model, not a curated record. The transcript is spliced from 4 exons. The coding region runs from base 1 to 1050 and encodes 349 amino acids. Gene Ontology annotation, molecular function: oxidoreductase activity, acting on the CH-OH group of donors, NAD or NADP as acceptor.
AUGCCUGCGAUCACUUCAGGACGUGUACUCGUUACCGGCGCAAACGGUUACGUCGCGGUGUGGGUGCUAAAGUACCUCCUGGAGCGGAGCUUCACGGUCCGUGGGACGGUCCGCUCGGAGAGCAAGGCCACGUACCUCCGGGACUACUUCAAGGCGCACGGCGAUAAACUGGAGCUAGUCGUGGUCGACGAUAUCACAAAGGAUGGCGCAUUCGAUGCCGCAGCAGAGGGCGUCGACGCAAUCUUGCACAUCGCCGCCCCGGUCAUCCUGACAGCGACGGACCCGGACGAUCUCAUCAUCCCCGGGGUCAAGGGCGCCGUCAACAUCCUCCAAAGCGCGCUCAAGCACCGCGCGACCAUCAAGCGUGUCGUCUUCACGUCCUCGUGCGCGGCGGUCAUGACCCCGCCCCAGCCCGGGGACGCGCCCCGCGUCUUCGACGAGAACCACUGGAACGACCACGCGGUGAACGAGGUCCGCACGAAGGGCCGCGGCGCGGCAUCGAUGGACAUGUACCGCGCGAGCAAGGUGCUCGCCGAGCGCGCCGCGUGGGAGUUCUAUGAACGCCAGAAGAGCGAGCUCGGCGAGGGGCUGGGGUGGGACCUCGUCGCGCUCGCGCCGCCGUACAUCUUCGGCCCGGUCAUACACGAGACGUCUUCGCUCGAGGCGCUGGGCGGGACGGCGAAGAUCUGGUACAACCGCGUCUUCAAGGGGAUCGUGGCCCACGGAGGCUUCAUGAAGGACAAAUACGAGUACGUUGAUGUGCGCGACUUCGCCCACGCAGAGGUGCUUGCCCUGAUCACCCCCGAUGCGGGCGGGGAGCGGAUGAUCAUCAAAGGACAGACUUUCACCUGGCAAGAAUUUGCCAACGUUGCACGCCGCUAUGCCGAUGGAGUCUCCAAUCUGGACGAUUCCUUCGACUCUACGAAGGCGCCGUCCGCAGUGACCUAUAACGCUGAGAAAGGGUCCCGUAUCCUGGGCAUUCGAUACCGCGCGGUGGAGGAAACGGCAAAGGACACCGUGGAGGACUUCAAGGCCAAGGGGUGGUUGUAG